This is a messenger RNA of Girardinichthys multiradiatus, 6047 nucleotides long. RefSeq names its product phospholipase A2, group XIIB (gene pla2g12b). Gene Ontology annotation, biological process: phospholipid metabolic process; triglyceride homeostasis; arachidonate secretion. Lineage: Eukaryota; Metazoa; Chordata; Actinopteri; Cyprinodontiformes; Goodeidae. Gene Ontology annotation, cellular component: extracellular region. Gene Ontology annotation, molecular function: A2-type glycerophospholipase activity; calcium ion binding. The transcript has 4 exons. The record is from RefSeq and is a predicted model, not a curated record. Bases 2316 to 3185 code for a protein of 289 amino acids.
CACCUCGCCCUAUGUGAAAAAGUGACUCCCUUCUAACAUAAUAACUGCUUGCGCCACACAAAGCAGCAACAACUGCUUUUGCAAUAACUUGCAAUCACUUUUUCAUGUUUCUUUGGCCCAGUCUUCUUUGCAGAACUCACUUAAUUCAGCCACCUGAGAGGAUUUUUAAACAUGAAUGGCUUGCUUGAGAGCAUGCCACAGGAUCUCAAUUGUCUUCAAGUCCAAAUUUUUACUAGGGCACUCCACAACCCUUUUUUCUUUAUUUUUUUAAGACAUUCAGAGGUGGGCUUGCUGGUGUGCUACAGAGCAUUGUCCUGCUGCAGAAUCCAAAUCUGCUUGUACUUAAGGUCAUGAACUGAUAUUUUCCCUCAGGACUCUAUGGGAGACAGCAGAAAUGGUUCCAUCACUUACAGCAAGUCUUCCAGGUCCUGAAGCAACAAAGCAGCCCCAGACCAUCACACAUCCACCAAAACAAUGUUUGACUGUCGGGUUGAUGUUCUUUUUCUGAAUUGCUCUUUUAGUUUUGUGCCAGGUGGAAAAAGAUCCCCAACAAACACCUUCCAGAAGGUUCCACUUUUCAAUUCAGAGAAUAUUUUCCCAAAAGUAAUGAUUUUUGGCUAACGUGAGACGGGUCUUUCUGUUCUUUUGUACAUCAGUGCUUUUCACUCUUACACUGAUCCAAUUUUUACCCAACCUCUUUCUUAUUGUUUAUUCAUGGACACUGCCUUUAACUGAGGUGAGACCUUCAGUUCCUUAGAUGCUGUUCUAGGUUCCUUUCUCCUCUCCAGGAUAAUUUGUUAAUGUGGUUCACUGGAGUCUGGAAGCUCGAGAAAUUACUUGGUAACCCUUUCAAACUGAUAGAUGUCAUUGACUUGAGAUUGUCACAUAAUAUGUUGUUUUUUGAGAUCUUUUAGCCUACUUAAUGUUUUCAGUCGGUUCUAUUGAAGGGAUUUCUUUAUUCUACAGACCUUUAACAAGGGGGAGGAGGGCGGCAAUUACUUUUUUCACAUGGGGUCAGGUUAGUUUGGAUACAUUUUUUUCUUUUUAACAAUUAUUUAGAAAUUGUAUGUUGUGUUAACUCAGGUUAUCUUUAUCCAAAUUUAAAAAUUGUUCAUUAAAGUCAGAAGUUACUGCAUAGAAAUAAUUAAAAAAUAAAAAUUUAAAUAAUUUAUUAAGGUAAUCACGUUUCAAGUGAAAAAUCAUUCUUUAUUUUAACAUUAUUUUUAGUUCUUAGUUCAAACAAAUAACUUUUCGUCAUGAAUAGAUUAAACUAUGUGGCAUUAAUUUGUUUUUAAAUUCAUGCAUGGAUAGUGAAAAUUUUUUACAGUGUCUAUUGUUUUUUAAUGAGUCAGAGAUUUAGAGGUUAGGGAGUAAAUUUGUCAGUUUCCGUGUUGUUUUAUUAGCCAAAGCAGACACAUUUAGCAGUGUUAUUACCAGCAAAUUAAGCCAUAAUACAUAUAAAAACCUGAGAAAGCAAUGUUGAACAUUGAAGCAUUUUAUCGAUAUAUUCUGUAUGGAAACACGUGAACAAAUUAUUGUUCUGGCAAGAACAUGUUGAUGCAAUUAUACUUACAACCACAAGAGGGCAGCAGGGUAACAUGACAAAAGUCCCAUACUGGACAAAUCUAACGGUCUGCAAAAAAGCAAAAUACCCUCAGCGGCUUUACUCUGUGUUCAUGUUUUGUAGUUUUCAGCUUUAUUUCACUCCUGUUUUUUUUAUUAUAGCUAUAGUUAAACUUGAAGCUGUUCUUAAAACAAUCAAACUAAAAAACGUCCUGUUUCUCCAAUGGAAAUGAUAACUCCGUUUUUAUUCUAUGCUGAGUUGUCAGUCUGUGACCUUUAUCAUAACCAGUAGAUAGUUUGAGGUUUGUGAAGUCUUGAGAAAGGUCAUGGGUGUGUGUGUGUGUAUGUGUGUGUGUGUGUGUGUGUUUGGGGGGGGGGUUGGGCUCCUCCUCCUCCUUUUCUCAUGUUUCCAUGUUACUUGAGUUGUAAAAAUCAAGUUAUAAUUUUGUGGCUAACAGCUGAUGAUCGUUGAUGUUUUGAAGCAUUAGCAAAUAUUUACGCAUUAGCUGAUUUUAAGUAGCCUCUCUAUGUGCUGAUAUGCUCAGACCUUUACCCCUGAUAUGACAGAGUGCCUUGCUGUCGGCAAGAACCUAAUCAGAGGUCAAAGUCUGCAUUCAGGCUAACAGAGUCAGUGAGAACUGAGCUUUAUGUUGUCUCUCAAUGUCUGAGCUCUUUCUUUCUUUUGUAACUUGACUGAAGACACCUCACUUGGUGGAGAUCUACCUCUGCUUGAUUGUAGCCAGCUGAACAACAUGUUGCUCCGGACUGUGGCCCUGAUCCUCCUCUGUGCGUUAAUGGGCAUGUGUGCAACUUUAGGCUACUACCAGACUGAAGCCAAUGAUGAGGGGGAGGCUGCUGCUGUUGUCACUCAGGCUGCUCCUCUAGAUUCUGCUUUUGGGGACAAAAUAUCUGCAGCAGAUAACCAGGGGUCUGACCUACCUGAAGUGGAGGUCCAAGCCAGAGAGACAGACACAGCCAGAGAUAAACACGAUGAAGACCAUGCUGCUAUAGAAGCUCUUGCAAAGAAAACUGUUACCCAGGAGCAACCUCCAUCUGAGGAGGAGACCAAUGAGAUCAGGCCAGUCCAGACCAACAGGGCCUUAAAUAAACCCCAGGCACAAGAAGAUGCAAGCAGCUGGAGCCUCAACUCCAUUAGAGAUAGUUUCCAAACCGUGCAUGGAUACUUCGACUCCCUGGUGGAGCUGGUUGGGGGACACAACGGUGUCUGUCAGUACCGUUGCAGAUAUGGAGAACUCCCACUUCCUCGGCCUGGCUACAAACAUCAAGAACCCAACGGCUGCAGCUCCUCUCUGGUGGGAUUCCAGGUGAAUGCUGCUUUUGACGUGGGAAUCCCUGCAAUGACAAGGUGCUGUAACCAGCUGGAUGUGUGCUAUGACACUUGCGGCGUGAACAAGUAUGACUGUGAUGCCAAGUUUCGCUCGUGCCUCCUUGACAUUUGUUCUGACCUGAAGAAGAGCCUGGGGUUUGUGUCCAAAGUACAAGCUUGUGAAUCUAUGGCAGACGCCCUCUACAACACAGUGUGGACUCUGGGCUGCAGGCCUUACAUGAACAGCCAGAGGGCAGCAUGUAUCUGCGAGGGAGAGGAGAGGGAUGAACUGUGACAGAACACUGUGGUCAACUUCUCUGAUAACAAGACAACAGAGUCAUUGAUAUUUCCAUAAUACACUGCUACAUUUAUAAGCUUUUAUUGAGAGAGGAACCUUCUCAUAAGAGCCCUCUCAAAGGAAUAGUUCAGAAGGCUAUAAGCAGUUAUUAACUUUUGGCAUCUUCAUUGAGCAUAAAUCCAUAUUAGUUUAUUCCAGAGGCUGAAGCUAACGGCUAGCCUGAAAACGGCCGAGACUAAAACAGAAUCCCACUGUCUUAAAACAGUCUCAGUCUUCAAAAUACCACAUAGCUUUUUAUGUUAACACUAUUUGAUGAAACUUUAAAGGGGUAUUUGAGUUUUAUUUAAACGAAGUUCAUUUAAACAAAAGACUGAAGUUAUUAUCAAUAACAGUUUGAGUUCCCAUAGUGAAAAGGUGUCAUAUUUCACAGCAAGUAUCUGGCAAAGUGCUUAAAUCUUCGGAGCUAUGGAGUGCUAAUGGCUAGCUAGCUGGGGUGCCAAUAUUUUAGCUGAUUUUUGCAAGCACUUUAAAAUAAAAAUGUAUCAUUGUUCAACAUUGUAUCCAUGGCAUUAACAGUCCACAUUUUCACAAGAGGUCGCCGUUAAACUUAUCACUGUUUUCCAAUUUACACCAUACCUUAAGUUAAUAUGAAAACACUCAUAGUAUAUGAUGAUUAAUAAAUUACUAUGUGAAAAUAUUUUGGUAAUUAAAAAAAAAUCUAAAUAAAAUAUUGCACAACAGGGACAUUUUUUUUUCUAUUAGUACAUUUUCCAAGGUUAUUCUUUACAGUACUAUACCUGAAAACUGUCACACAUGACGAGGCAAGUUGCUUCAGGCGAGAAGGUUUCACCUGUAGCAACUAUGUUCAAAUCUGUUAGAGUGCCAUCUGGUAGUCAGACAAUAACAUUGCUAGUAGCAGUCAAUAUGCAUCACUUUCAACAAAUGUAGAGUGUGGGUUGAAGUCUUCCCCAUAAGGUGUUCUGGAUAUAACAGGACAGUUAGCAAACCCAUGCUGCAGGCUGUGACAAUGGUUAGCUGAGACUUGCAGUCAGCUCUAAGUCUACCAAGAAGGUGGUAAACGUUUGAAUUUUUGCGACAAGCUUUCAGUUAUGCUCCUGCAUCAAAGGUUGUACUUCCUGUGCUUAUCCAGGUCUAGUUUUAAAACGUCCCUCCAGACUUACGAUCAGCUGAUGAGGCGUAUUGAUAAGGACGGCAGCAUUCACCUGUAUAUCCUUAGCAUAGGAACACAAAAGUUAUCUGGUGGAGAAAACAGCAACAAACUCAACAAGGGUGUCCUAUGAAAGUGCAGGCUACUAAUCUAGCGCUGUUUCGCAUGGAUAUGAUCUCCCUCUGAGUAAAAUUUAUAAAAAAGUACAAAAAAGUUCAUGUCCUCUGAGUGAAAUGUGACAAAGCGCCUACAUAAAGACAUCUGUUGACUCCUAAAAAUGUUUGAGAGGUGGUUGGUUUGUAAACUGAGCUAACCAAACCGGGUAUUCAACAUCUUUGUUUAGACAAAAUGUGCAAACCCAUUCCCUAAAAAUAUCAAUUUUCGACAAAAUCUUCUGGGCUCAAGAAAGACAAGAACAUACGGGUGCCUUUUUGGCCGCUUUACUUUUAUAUCACAGUGGAAGAGUUUCACAUUUUAUACUUAGGAAGAUCAUUGGUGGUGCACCACCUCCUACCUUCAUUUCCUGUCUAAAUAAUUGUUGGUUUCUCUAAAAAUAACUAAUAUCAAAUGCAAAUGUGAUGGCAGUUUAAAGAUUCAUAAAAUAGUGUUAGCAUAAACCCCUGUGACAUUUUGAGAUUGGAGUUGUUUUCAGAUGAAUGGAGUGCACUUUGGUCUCUAGCUGUUAGCUUCACUAUGCUGGACCAGCUAAUCUGGAUUUAUACUGAAAAAAGACACAAGGGAGUUAAGCAGGUAAGAUAUUAUCUGUCUUACCCCACCAACAGAAUCUCUACACAUUCUGAACUACCCCUUUAAGAUUCAAAAAUGACAAAUGUAAAAAGCUGUAAUUGCGAUAUUCAAUGGAUCAUAAGAUUUAAUAAUAAGGGUCCAAACAGAUAUCAGCUGUCUGAAGAUGGCCUUCAGAAUCUGAAUUAAUUGCUUAUGCAUAUUUACCUCCUAAUUGUAGGUCAAAUUUGGGCCUCCAUGACUUCGUUACCAUAAAUUACUUGAUGACUCCAAACAGAACACCUUAUAUGAAGAUGAGAAGGAUGUUGUGUUGAGAUUAAUUUCCUCUAGAUGGAAAUUUCAAGAUAAUAACUAAGGUGAAAUUCUCUACGGAGCUCAAAUGCUAAGUCUAAUGCCUAUAACAGUUAAUGCUUUAUUUUUAAGUUAUUUUUACUUCACAUGAAUACAUUUUCAACUAAUUUGAGUGUACAUGACAAGAUUACAUUUAGAUUAGCUUCCAGAGUGAUGAACCAUGUGCAUUAUUACCAUGAAAAGCUGUACUCAUAUCUCUUUGCUGUGACGCCGUAAUGUGUGAGAUACUCCCAAAGCUUUGAUUAAUCUCAGCAAAUGAGUGAAAAUGCAUCUACUGAAGUUCCAAGUGUUUUCCAAGUUAAUAAGGUUAUGAAAUUUAAACCACUCUGAGUCUCAAAGCUGCAAUCAAGCCAGAGAAAAUGCUUUAAAAGUGACACGCUUCUGCCAUACCGUGGGCAAGCCAUCAGGUUUAUAAUGUGAUUGUCAAUCAUUAUAAUGUCAGUAGUAUAGCUGUGAGACACUGAAGCUAAGUAAAUUAUGUGUUUUGUGUGUAUGCGUAUUUAUGUGUGUAGGACUUUAAAGGGACAGUGCAAUGGACUGUAUGUCUGCAUGUAUUUGGAGUUUUAUCCACCAAAUAAACUGAAAUGGUCACCUCA